UUGCCAUUUGCAUCUUUCCUUUAAGCAAACACCUUCUAGGAGAGUAGGACAUGUAACCCCGUUCUGGGGAUUUUUCCUGUCAUUGCUGUCUGCUCUUUUUGCAAUCGCUCCAGCAUCCUUGCAAGAAGUGCCACAACGGCGCGGUCUAUCAGUGUCAUUUUACUUAGUGAGUCGUCCCCCUUUUGUAAAAAAAAAAAAAUACUGAAUGGCCUCAAGUAUCGGUAGGAAUGGUGUUCAGGUGUAUAGUUCUGACCUGGUCUCGCUACAUCAUCAUAGCCACCACUACCAGCAGCAGCAGCAGCCUGUAAAGAAUACAUGUAAGGAAGGCUCGAAAAAAGAUGGGACUGUGGAUUCCUAUUGGUCCAGGCCCGAAUCUCGACUCUGGACUGUGAUGUUACUGCUUGGGACUUGUUUACUCUACUGUGCCAGGGUGACCAUGCCUAUCUGUGCUGUGGCCAUGAGCAGUCACUUCGACUGGGACAAGAAACAGUCCGGCAUUGUUCUGAGCAGCUUUUUCUGGGGCUACUGCUUAACUCAGAUCAUCGGAGGGCACCUCAGCGAUCGGAUCGGAGGAGAAAAAGUCCUCCUCCUCUCUGCAUCGGCCUGGGGUUUCAUCACCGCAAUCACUCCGCUGCUCACCUAUAUCAGUUCUGCCCACCUGAUUUUCAUGACAAUUGCUCGAUUCCUCAUGGGACUACUGCAAGGAGUGUACUUCCCUGCCUUGGCCAGCCUCUUUUCUCAGAAGGUCCGGGAGAGCGAGCGAGCGUUCACGUGCAGCACAGUGGGGACUGGCUCUCAGUUUGGGACGCUGGUGAUUGGUGGGGCAGGAUCCCUCCUUCUCGACUGGUAUGGCUGGGAAAGUGUCUUCUAUUUCUCUGGUUUACUCACUUUGCUCUGGGUUUACUGCAUGUGCAAAUACCUCCUGAAUGAAAAAGAACUCAUCAUUCGCUUAGAACAUUUAGCAAAGGGCCUCUCGUUAUCCAAACAGACCAAAGUUCCCUGGAAGCAGUUAUUUAAAAAGGCCCCUAUCUGGGCUGUCAUAGUAGCUCAGCUUUCUACGGGCAGCACAUUUUUCACCCUCCUCUCCUGGUUGCCAACUUUCUUUAAGGACACUUUUCCCGAGUCUAAGGGCUGGGUGUUUAACGUAGUGCCAUGGCUGGUUGCAAUCCCAACAAGUUUGUUUAGCGGAUUCCUGUCUGAUCACCUGAUCAAUCAGGGCUAUAAAACGAUCACCGUUCGUAAGUUCAUGCAGGUCAUCGGAUCAGGCGUAUCAAGCAUUUUUGCCUUGUGCAUGGGUCAGACAUCCAGUUUUUGCAAAGCUAUAGUAUUUGCAUCUGUCUCAAUUGGACUUCAGACCUUUAACCACAGUGGCAUUUCAGUCAACGUUCAGGAUCUGGCUCCAUCGUGUGCUGGCUUGUUGUUUGGCGUUGGAAAUACAGGUGGAGCCCUAUUAGGUGUCGUUUGUGUGUAUCUAGCCGGGCAUCUGAUUGAAACCACUGGUUCUUGGGUUUCUGUUUUCAACCUUGUGGCUACAGUUAAUGCCCUGGGGCUCUGUACAUUCCUGAUCUUUGGAGAGGCCCAAAGGAUGGACACAGACUCUGCAUAUGUAGAUCUAUAGUCGCUGUAAAGAUGAGUUCAGCAAAUGAAAUCUGUUGAAGGGUUUAGGACUGUAACUUCUAUUGAUAGCGGUUGUGCAAAUGGUUGUUUGCAGAAGAGAAUAUUAUUAUUUUGUAGAAUUUAAAUAGAAAAAAAUCUAUUGCAAGACUAUUACGGGCCUGAACUAAACCCAGAGGAGGGAGGAAAUCCAGAGUUAAAACUUUGCUCAUGGGAUGGCUGAUGGGUUAUAGAGCCUUUCAGCUCUAGGUCACCAGUUUGAAUUUGAAUUGACUAGUGCCUGAACGAAGCAGCUCAUGGCCUAUGUGAAAUCAGUUGGUACCUGCAGUCAAGUUCCUAGUGCAGGAAAUGCCAUCCCAGCUGACACUAAAUGGUACCUUAGCUGAGAGUCUCAGCAGAGAUGCCAAGGACUGAACGGCUCAUUGAGAGUGAAUGCCUCUUUCAUCCUAAGAGAUGCUCCCUCCGGGACAGAGAUGAGACAUCUGAGCAGUGCGGGAAUCAUGCAUUGCAGGUGUCCAUGUUCUACCUGUUCUGUGGCUGAGAAGAUCACUCCCGUCUCCAGGGCUGUCAAUCAGUUCCUUUCAUCAACACUAAAUGAACUUAAUAAUACCAAGGACUGUCCUUAACUUGCCCUUGUGUGCCUCAGUAUUGCCAUAUAUAUAACAGGUACAAUCAGGGUGUACAAAGGAAUGGGUUCAGAGUUGUUUUGCCAUAUGCUGUGAAUGUAUAUGAAGGAUGGCUCACAUUCUGGACUAUGGAUCCAUAAUACCAAGUGUUUUCUGCUUCACUAGGUCUGUUUCCAGUAUGCAUUGAAAGGAAUGCAGGAAUACAGGAGCCGUUCAAAAGAGCCUAAAAAGUGCGUGUUACGUAUUUACAUUAAUUGUAGGACUUGUUUCUGUGUUAUGGAUCCAUACUGCUGAAUGCUCACCA
Messenger RNA from Mauremys reevesii (Reeves's turtle), 2544 nucleotides. It is a transcript of the gene SLC17A9, whose product is annotated as solute carrier family 17 member 9. The transcript has 13 exons. Lineage: Eukaryota; Metazoa; Chordata; Testudines; Geoemydidae. Gene Ontology annotation, biological process: transmembrane transport. The record is from RefSeq and is a predicted model, not a curated record. Gene Ontology annotation, molecular function: transmembrane transporter activity. The coding region runs from base 206 to 1618 and encodes 470 amino acids. Gene Ontology annotation, cellular component: membrane.